AUCAGAACAUUGUCACAAUGAAGUUCAUUUGUGUUUUAAUCUGCAUUGGCACUCUUUGCCAUAAAAUCACUGCCGAAGCGAUCAAUUCGGCAACAGCAAUUCAAAUAGUGUCGCCAGUAAAUCAUACGUUCAAUUUGGAAUUGAACGAAUUUCGAAAAAUUGUUGAAGAUGAGAAUAUGAAGAAUCGUCAGGUUGUGGUUGUUUCAAUCGCCGGCGCAUUUCGUCAAGGAAAGAGCUUUCUGUUGAAUUUCUUCCUUAAGUAUUUGUAUGCUCAGUACAAAACCCACGAUGUCUCCGAUUGGCUUGGAGAGCAAAGCAGAGGGAAUAUGCGCGGAUUCAAGUGGCGUGCAGGACGAAAGCGUGAAACGACUGGCAUUUGGAUGUGGUCAGAGAUUUUCACUCAUGAUUCCGAAAAUGGUGAAAAAAUCGCGAUCAUUUUGCUCGACACUCAGGGCAUAUUCGACGAUAAAAGCACUAUACGUGAUUGUACUACUAUUUUUGCGUUGAGUAUGAUGCUGUCGUCGGUUCAGUGCUACAAUGUAAUGCAAAAUAUCAAAGAAGACGACCUGCAGCACUUGGAAUUAUUCACCGAAUAUGGACGAUUGGCUCUGGAGCAAUCGAACAUUAAACCAUUUCAAAAGCUCUUGUUCAUUGUCAGAGACUGGCCGUAUGCAUUCGAAACGAAUUACGGUUGGCAUGGGCAAAAAGUCAUCGAUGACAUUUUGGCUGGAAAUGAUGAACAAACAAAUGAUAUGAGACAACUCAGAAAACGAAUCGAUUCCAGUUUCGAUGAUAUUAACGCAUUUUUAAUGCCUUUCCCUGGAACAAUUGUAGCACAAAGCAACAACUUUACGGGAGAUUUAAAUCAAAUCCAUCCAGAUUUUGUGAAAUAUGUAAAAGAAUUGACGCCAGCACUGUUCGAUCCGGGAAAAGUAACGAUAAAGAAAAUUAAUGGCCAAAAUGUACGAGUGCGAGACUUGGUGCCGUAUUUGGAAGCGUAUAUCAAGAUCUUCAAUAGCGACAAAUUACCCGAACCAAGAAGUGUUUACAAUGCAACAGCGGAGGCGAGCAGUCUGAUACUGCAGAAUGACUGUGUCAAUCUUUAUGUCGACUCAAUGCAAAAAGCGGUCACUGACAUCGAUCCAUAUUUUAGCGAAACAGAACUCAUGAACGUUCAUCAAAAAUUCAAAAAUCAAGCAAUAGAUCAGUUCCAAAAGAAGCCAAAACUUGGAGACGAUCGUUUCCUAUCAUCAGUUCAACAAAAAAUUGAAAGUGCCAUUGAAGAGCAUUUCCGUUCAUUCAAUCAAACGAAUGAAGGGAAACGCAAACAUUUCAUUGAAAAGGCCAAUUUGCAUAAUGUCAAUCUAAUCACCGGAAUAAAAAAUGGAUUCGAAGAGAAAAUACUGGCUGAAGUGGGCAAGACAAAUUCCGAUUUGAAGCAGUCGACGUUGAACGGUUUAUAUCUACAAUCGAAACAGGCUGCUCUGCAACAGUUCGAGACAAUGAAAAUGGGUGGUAGUGAUAUCUCAGGCGACGUACGUGUAAAACUCGAAUACGAAUUGGAUGACUAUCAUUUGAAAUUGAUGAAAAUGGCAGAGUUGUUCAGUGAAUCUUUGAAUAUUUAUACAAAUUCGAUGCGAGAAUCGAUCGGCAGAGUCAAUCCAUACUUCGAUGAAAGCGGACUGAUUAGAACUCAUCAGGAUGCAAAGCAAAGAGCAGUGGCUAAGUUUUCAGAUAACGCAAAGUCAGCCAACAACGAAUUGGCGUACAACUUUCAAACCCGAAUCGAUAAAUAUGCCGAAGAAAUGUUCGCUCAUUUUAGAAACGAAAAUGAAGACAAACGGAAAAAGUUCGUUGAAAAAGCCAAUUCACACAACGAGAACUUGAUCAGAGAAAUUAAAGUGAAUUUCGAGAAUAAGAUGCUUAAGGAAAUCAGUAGAUCAUAUUUGAAUGAUAAUGCAUUUUAUAGUCAAUUCAUGACAUCAAAGAAUGCUGCUUUAGGAGAGUUUGGCAAUAGAAAAAUUGGUGGCGGCGAAAUUUCAAAUGUUUUUCGUGAGAGACUUGAGCGGGAUGUAGAUAGCUUACAGGGCACGUUGAAACAAGCAAACGAAAGGAACAAACCAACAGAACGACCGGUGCAACACGAAGAACGGGGAGGUUUCUCAGAUGUCGAAAAAAUUAUUGGUGGAAUUGUAGCUAUUGGAACUUUGGCGGGCCUUUUCGGUUAAAUUUACAUAAUAACAAUCUGAAAUAUGAUCAAUUCAACCAUGAAGCUGUUAUUCUUACGCUAUUUUUAUUCACUAAUUGGAAAAAAAAUAGAAUUUCGAAUAAAAAUAAAAAGUUUGAA
Sitodiplosis mosellana (orange wheat blossom midge) is the source of this 2347-nucleotide messenger RNA. Its product is annotated as atlastin-like. Bases 18 to 2228 code for a protein of 736 amino acids. The transcript is spliced from 9 exons. Lineage: Eukaryota; Metazoa; Arthropoda; Insecta; Diptera; Cecidomyiidae. Gene Ontology annotation, molecular function: GTP binding; GTPase activity. The record is from RefSeq and is a predicted model, not a curated record. Gene Ontology annotation, biological process: protein homooligomerization; endoplasmic reticulum organization.